GGUGGUAGAUUUCUAAAAGAAAAAUUAGUUGAGUGACAAAAAAAUUGAUUUUCUCUAAUAUUUAUAUACGUAGUUGUACAGAGUCACGAGUCUCCUGCCCGGCGAGUUGGCGUCCGAGGAAGGAAGCGUUAACUGUGGGUAAUUCUCAGCGGACAGCCGUGGAAUCUAAGAAAGGGAGGAUGGAAAAAAGAAAAUGGGAGAAUAUGAAUGAAGAUUGUCUGGUAAAUAUAUUUAAGAGACUGACACUUGAAUCACAGCUACUAGAUAUUCGGGUUGUUUGCAAAUCAUGGAACCGAACACUUCGCAAUCCGUUGUGCUGGCAACAACUUGUGUUUCCUCCAAUCACACAUCCGAGAUUAUCUGAUUCACAUGGACUGAUAAAAUGUGUUGUAAACCGAAGCCAGGGAUGUGCCACAACACUUGCGCUUCCGAAUGAAUGUAGCAGAGAGGAGCUCAUAUAUGUUUCGGAGAAAUGUCCUGCUUUGAAGAUGUUGACACUGCCUCUUUUUCUAUGCCGCAACCACUCUGACAUCAUUCCAAGCCUCAUGGUGAAGUGGAAGAAUUUGGAAUUCUUGAGCCUUGGAGAUAGCUCUUCCACUAUUCAAAUUCUCGAGCAUAUCUGCAGUAAUUUGCCAAAUCUUAGUGGUCUGAGUAUUACAGAUGGAUACAUAGAUCAUGAAACAGCAUUAGCAAUCGUGUCACUGGCUCCCAAACUCAAGUAUUUAGUUCUUGAAGGGGCUGAACUUGACAAAGAAAACCUAGUGCUGAUAUUGCAGGGCUGCAAACAACUUGUUAAGCUUGAUGUUCGAAACUGCAUUGGCUUUGAUGCGGAUGAUGAGGAUAUAUCUAAGCUUGCUUCUGGAAUCAAAAACUUCCUUUGUGCAGGUUCGAUAGCCGAACAGUAUUCUUGGGAAGACCAUGGUUGGGUAUGAUGACUAUGAUGGUGAGAACGAUCGUGUCAAUUUAGACUAUUAUAUAGAUUAUUAUAGUUUAUGGAACUGUUGUGCGUUUUAUUAAAUGUUAUCGAAAUUUGAAACUGGGGAGAGUAUUAUUUUUAGCUGUGCCCAUGGCAAGGAAAACGUUAUCUAAUAAGUAAUCACUUUUGAAGUUUAA
This is a messenger RNA of Daucus carota subsp. sativus, 1113 nucleotides long. RefSeq names its product F-box/LRR-repeat protein At3g48880. Gene Ontology annotation, molecular function: protein binding. The record is from RefSeq and is a predicted model, not a curated record. Bases 180 to 932 code for a protein of 250 amino acids. The transcript has 3 exons. Lineage: Eukaryota; Viridiplantae; Streptophyta; Magnoliopsida; Apiales; Apiaceae.